AUGCAUAUGUAUAUGGAAAGUGGUGCAUUGGCCAGGUCGGUCAGGCCAAGGAGAACGGACGUGGACGUGGACGUGGACGUGGACAUGGUUGUGGACGUGGUCGUGGACGUGGACGUGGACGUGGACGUGGACGUGGAGGUGGACGUGGACGUGGACGUGGACGUGGACAUGGACGUGGACGUGGCCGUGGACGUGGACAUGGACGUGGACGUGGACGUGGACGUGGACGUGGACAUGGACGUGGACGUGGCCAUGGACGUGGCCAUGGACGUGGAGGUGGACGUGGACGUGGACGUGGACGUGGACGUGGACGUGGCCAUGGACGUGGACGUAGACGUGGACUUGGACGUGGACGUGGACGUGGACGUGGACGUGGACGUGGACGUGGUCGUGGAGGUGGACGUGGAGGUGGACGUGGACGUGGACGUGGACGUGGACGUGGACGUGGACGUGGACGUGCACGUGGACGACGUGGACGUGGACGUGGACGUGGACGUGGACGUGGACGUGGACGUGGACGUGAACGUGGACGUGGUCGUGGACGUGGACGUGGACGUGGACGUGGACGUGGACGUGGACGUGGACGUGGACGUGGACGUGGACGUAGUCGUGGACGUGGACGUAGACGUGGACCUGGACCUGGACGUGGACGUGGACAUGGACAUGGACGUGGACGUGGACGUGAACGUGGACAUGGACGUGAACGUGGACGUGGACCUGGACAUGGACGUGGACGUGGACGUGGUCGUGGACGUGGACGUGGACUUGGACGUGGACGUGGUCGUGGACGUGGACAUGGACGUGGACGUGGACUUGGACGUGGACGUGGACUUCGACGUGGACUUCGACGUGGUCGUGGACGUGGUCGUGGACGUGGACAUGGUCGUGGACGUGGACGUGGACGUGGACGUGGACUUGGACAUGGACGUGGACGUGGACGUGGACGUGGACGUGGACGUGGACGUGGACGUGGACAUGGACGUGGACGUGGACGUGGACGUGGACGUGGUCGUGGAUGUGGACGUGGACGUGGACAUGGACCUCGACGUGGACGUGGACAUGGACAUGGACGUGGACGUGGACGUGGACCUGGACGUGGACGUGAACGUGGACGUGGACAUGGACGUGGACGUGGACAUGGACGUGGAGGUGAACGUGGACGUGGACAUGGACGUGGACGUGGACGUGGACAUGGUCGUGGACUUGGACAUGGUCGUGGACGUGGUCGUGGACGUGGACCUGGUCGUGGACGUGGACGUGGACGUGGACGUGGACAUGGACCUGGACGUGGACGUGGACAUGGACAUGGACGUGGACGUGGACCUGGACGUGGACGUGGACGUGAACGUGGACGUGGACGUGGACGUGGACGUGGACGUGGACAAGGUCGUGGACGUGGACGUGGACAUGGACGUGGACGUGGACGUGAACGUGGACGUGGACGUGGUCGUGGACGUGGACGUGGACGUGGACGUGGACAUGGACGUGGACGUGGACGAGAACGUGGACGUGGACAUGGACGUGGACGUGGACGUGGACGUGGUCGUGGACGUGGUCGUGGACGUGGACGUGGACGUGGACGUGGUCGUGGACGUGGACGUGGACGUGGACGUGGACUUGGACGUGGACGUGGACGUAGACGUGGACUUGGACAUGGUCGUGGACGUGGUCGUGGACGUGGACAUGGUCGUGGACGUGGACGUGGACGUGGACUUGGACGUGGACGUGGACGUGGACGUGGACGUGGACAUGGUCGUGGACGUGGACGUGGACGUGGACGUGGACGUGGACGUGGUCGUGGACGUGGACGUGGACGUGGACGUGGACGUGGACCUAGACCUGGACCUGGACGUGGACGUGGACAUGGACAUGGACGUGGACGUGGACGUGGACGUGGACGUGGACGUGAACGUGGACGUGGACGUGGACGUGGUCGUGGACGUGGACGUGGACGUGGACGUGGUCGUGGACGUGGACGUGGACAUGGACAACGUGGACGUGGACGUGGACGUGGACGUGGUCAUGGACGUGGUCGUGGACGUGGUCGUGGACGUGGACGUGGACGUGGACGUGGUCGUGGACGUGGACGUGGACUUGGACGUAGACGUGGACGUAGACGUGGUCGUGGACGUGGUCGUGGACGUGGUCGUGGACGUGGACGUGGACGUGAACGUGGACUUGGACGUGGACUUGGACGUGGACGUGGACGUGGACAUGGUCGUGGACGUGGACGUGGACGAGGACGUGGACGUGGUCGUGGACGUGGACGUGGACGUGGACGUGGACGUGGACGUGGACGUGGACAUGGACGUGGACGUGGACGUGGACGUAGACGUGGACGUGGACAUGGACGUGGACGUGGACGUGGACGUGGACAUGGUCCUGGACGUGGACAUGGACGUGGACGUGGACGUGGACGUGGACGUGGACGUGGACGUGGACCUGGACGUGGACGUGGACGUGGACGUGGAGGUGGACGUGGAGGUGGACGUGGACGUGGACGUGGACGUGGACGUGGACCUGGACGUGGACGUGGACGUGGACGUGGACUUGGACGUGGACGUGGACGUGGACGUGGACGUGGACGUGGACGUGGACGUGGACGUGGACAUGGUCGUGGAGGUGGACGUGGAGGUGGACGUGGACGUGGACGUGGACGUGGACGUGGACGUGGACGUGGACGUGGACGUGGACGUGGUCGUGGACGUGGACGUGGACAUGGACGUGGACCUGGACGUGGACGUGGACAUGGACGUGGACCUGGACGUGGACGUGGACGUGGACGUGGACGUGAACGUGGACGUGGACGUGGACGUGGACGUGGACGUGGACGUGGACGUGGACGUGGUCGUGGACGUGGACUUGGACGUGGACUUGGACGUGGACGUGGACGUGGACGUGGACUUGGACAUGGUUGUGGACGUGGUCGUGGACGUGGACGUGGUCGUGGACGUGGACGUGGACGUGGACUUGGACAUGGACGUGGGCGUGGACGUGGACGUGGACGUGGACAUGGACGUGGACGUGGACGUGGACGUGGACGUGGACGUGGUCGUGGACGUGGACGUGGACAUGGACGUGGACGUGGACGUGGACAUGGACAUGGACGUGGACGUGGACGUGGACGUGGACGUGGUCGUGGACUUGGACAUGGUCGUGGACGUGGUCGUGGACGUGGACGUGGUCGUGGACGUGGACGUGGACGUGGACGUGGACGUGGACAUGGACGUGGACGUGGACGUGGACAUGGACCUGGACGUGGACGUGGACGUGGACGUGGACGUGGACGUGGACUUGGACAUGGUCGUGGACGUGGUCGUGGACGUGGACAUGGUCCUGGACGUGGAGGUGGACGUGGACGUGGACGUGGACUUGGACGUGGACGUGGACGUGGACGUGGACAUGGUCGUGGACGUGGACGUGGACGUGGACGUGGACGUGGACGUGGUGGACGUGGACGUGGACGUGGACGUGGACGUGGACCUGGACGUGGACGUGGACGUGGACGUGGACGUGGACGUGGACGUGGACGUGGACAUGGACAUGGACGUGGACGUGGACGUGAACGUGGACAUGGACGUGAACGUGGACGUGGACCUGGACAUGGACGUGGACGUGGACGUGGUCGUGGACGUGGACGUGGACGUGGACGUGGUCGUGGACGUGGACAUGGACGUGGACGUGGACUUGGACGUGGACGUGGACUUCGACGUGGUCGUGGACGUGGUCGUGGACGUGGUCGUGGACGUGGACAUGGUCGUGGACGUGGACGUGGACGUGGACGUGGACGUGGACUUGGACAUGGACGUGGACGUGGACGUGGACGUGGACGUGGACGUGGACAUGGACGUGGACGUGGACGUGGACGUGGACGUGGUCGUGGAUGUGGACGUGGACGUGGACAUGGACCUCGACGUGGACGUGGACAUGGACAUGGACGUGGACGUGGACGUGGACCUGGACGUGGACGUGAACGUGGACGUGGACAUGGACGUGGACGUGGACAUGGACGUGGAGGUGAACGUGGACGUGGACAUGGACGUGGACGUGGACGUGGACAUGGUCGUGGACUUGGACAUGGUCGUGGACGUGGUCGUGGACGUGGACCUGGUCGUGGACGUGGACGUGGACGUGGACGUGGACGUGGACGUGGACAUGGACCUGGACGUGGACGUGGACAUGGACAUGGACGUGGACGUGGACCUGGACGUGGACGUGGACGUGAACGUGGACGUGGACGUGGACGUGGACGUGGACGUGGACGUGGACGUGGACGUGGUCGUGGACGUGGACGUGGACAUGGACGUGGACGUGGACGUGAACGUGGACGUGGACGUGGUCGUGGACGUGGACGUGGACGUGGACGUGGAUAUGGACGUGGACGUGGACGAGAACGUGGACGUGGACAUGGACGUGGACGUGGACGUGGACGUGGUCGUGGACGUGGUCGUGGACGUGGACGUGGACGUGGACGUGGUCGUGGACGUGGACGUGGACGUGGACGUGGACUUGGACGUGGACGUGGACGUAGACGUGGACUUGGACAUGGUCGUGGACGUGGUCGUGGACGUGGACAUGGUCGUGGACGUGGACGUGGACGUGGACGUGGACUUGGACGUGGACGUGGACGUGGACGUGGACGUGGACAUGGUCGUGGACGUGGACGUGGACGUGGACGUGGUCGUGGACGUGGACGUGGACGUGGACGUGGACGUGGACCUGGACCUGGACGUGGACGUGGACAUGGACAUGGACGUGGACGUGGACGUGGACGUGAACGUGGACGUGGACGUGGACGUGGUCGUGGACGUGGACGUGGACGUGGACGUGGACGUGGUCGUGGACGUGGACGUGGACAUGGACGUGGACGUGGACGUGGACGUGGACGUGGACGUGGACCUGGACGUGGACCUGGACGUGGACGUGGACGUGGACGUGGAAGUGGACGUGGACGUGGACGUGGACGUGGACGUGGACGUGGACGUGGACGUGGUCGUGGACGUCGACGUGGACGUGGACGUGGACGUGGACGUGGACGUGGACCUGGACGUGGACGUGGACGUGGACGUGGACGUGGACGUGGACUUGGACGUGGACUUGGACGUGGACGUGGACGUGGAUGUGAACGUGGACGUGGUCGUGGACGUGGUCGUGGACGUGGACGUGGACGUGGACGUGGACGUGGAGGUGGACGUGGAGGUGGACGUGGAGGUGGACGUAGACGUGGUCGUGGACGUGGACGUGGACGUGGACGUGGUCGUGGACGUGGUCGUGGACGUGGUCGUGGACGUGGACGUGGACGUGGACGUGGACGUGGACGUGGACCUGGACGUGGACGUGGACGUGGUUGUGGUCGUGGACGUGGACGUGGACGUGGACUUGGACGUGGACCCGGACGUGGACGUGGACGUGGAGUGGACAUGA
Molecule: messenger RNA, 5424 nt
Organism: Closterium sp. NIES-65
Lineage: Eukaryota; Viridiplantae; Streptophyta; Zygnematophyceae; Desmidiales; Closteriaceae
Source: the annotation of a GenBank genome assembly